UAAGGCAAUCCAUACACAGAGCGUUCUCCAUAAUCAUGAAGUUGGCACUUGUCGUCCUCUUCAUCACCCUGGCAUGUUGCUGCACCUCUGUUUCUGCUGAUAUGUGUGAUCCUGUUGACGAGUUUCUGCAAGCAAUGCUGAAUAAAUCAGAUGAAGAAUUUAAGGAGGUAGCUGAAAAUUAUGCCGAGGACGACCAUGGGGUAGAAGCCGCAAUGAAGUUAAAAAAGUGUGCAGAUAAACUGUCAAGCGAGGAAAAUCCUGCUUACUUUAAAGUGGCGAAAAAUGUAAUGGCCAAAUGCAAAGAAAGCUGGAAGGAGGAUUGAUCCAUGGAUGAAUCCAAGCUGAUUCCACAGGCAGACUACUAGCAUCAGUUGUUGCAAAGCAACACUCAUUGAUCCAUUCUUCUACUUCUUCUGUACUGUCACUAUUCCAUCCUGAGAUUUCUCUCUCAAUCUGGAUAAUAUUCAACAAAUACUAUCGAGAACCUAGAGAAAUCUCACCUGUUGUUCUUGAAUCAUUCAUAA
Molecule: messenger RNA, 524 nt
Organism: Podarcis muralis (Common wall lizard)
Lineage: Eukaryota; Metazoa; Chordata; Lepidosauria; Squamata; Lacertidae
Gene: SCGB1A1
Product: secretoglobin family 1A member 1
Biological process (GO): signal transduction
Source: RefSeq, a predicted model, not a curated record